Molecule: messenger RNA, 1243 nt
Organism: Ictidomys tridecemlineatus (thirteen-lined ground squirrel)
Lineage: Eukaryota; Metazoa; Chordata; Mammalia; Rodentia; Sciuridae
Gene: Clec7a
Product: C-type lectin domain containing 7A
Biological process (GO): regulation of canonical NF-kappaB signal transduction; positive regulation of cytokine production involved in immune response; cellular response to molecule of fungal origin
Cellular component (GO): cell surface
Molecular function (GO): (1->3)-beta-D-glucan binding; pattern recognition receptor activity
Source: RefSeq, a predicted model, not a curated record
UGCUUACACCACAUGAUUUGACUUAUAGAUCCUCUUUUGCCCAUGGACAGUCAUUUGGAGAGGCAAAAGGAAAUAACUAUCUAAUGCAGUGUCUUUUAAGAGAACAUAUAAAACAAUGGAAUUUCACUCUGAUUUAGAAAAUUUGGACGAAGAUGGGUAUACUCAAUUAGACUUCACCUCUAGAGGCAUCACCAGAAGACCUGUGAAAGGUGAUCAGAAGGCUUCUCCUCCUUGGCGGCUGAUUGCUGUGACAAUCAGUGUUAUCUGCUUGAUAACACUGGUGAUAGCUGUAGUCCUGGGUGUCCUGGGACUCUUUUCUAGCCCAUGUCCCCCUGAGUGGAUCAUACAUGAGAAGAGCUGUUAUCUAUUUAGCAUGUCACUAAAUUCCUGGCAAAGUAGUAAGAUCCGAUGCUCUCAGCUGGGCUCUCAUCUCCUGAAGAUAGACAGCUCAAGUGAAUUGGUUUCAAAUCAGAAGCACAGAUACCCAGGAAAAUAUACUUCACAAUUGUGGAUGGAUUCAUAUGUCCACUGUUUAUGACCAAUACUGUUAUGUAACCUCAUUCAGUAUCUGUGAGAAGAAGCUGUCGGAGUAAGGGGGCGGAGAAGUAAUCAAAGGAGAUAAGUAUAUGAGACUGUAUGGAUGGCAAAAACAGAAGAGUGAUAUUUGAGGUAUACAUAGAUGCUGAAAAUGUUAAAAGUGCAUGGCCAACUUAAAUCUCAGCGGAGAAAUAGGAUAUAGAGGCUGUGAUUGCUGUACUUGUCAGCUCCAUAGGGAGGCCAAUCUUAUGCUAGUGAACACAGUCCUACUCAUGGAGUCAGGGCAGCUAAGCUUGAAUUUUUGUUCUACCAUUGCUAAGCCACAAGUCCUUGGUGAUUUCAAAGAAAUCUUCAUUCUUGGCUCUACCAGAAUGUUAUUAUUAUUUUUUUUUAUCCUCAAAAAGUUCCAAUGAGGGCUGGGGUUGUGGCUCAGUGGUAGAGCACUCAACUAGCACAUGUGAGAUGCUGGGUUCCAUCUUCAGCACUAUAUAAAAAUACAUAAAUUAAAUAAAGGUAUUAUGUCCAAAUACAACUAAAUAUAUAUAUGUAUAUAUACAUAUAUAUGCAUUUUAAAGUACCAAAGGAGUGUCAUUGUGUGUUUCCUUAAUUUGUUCCUCAACUUCUACCAGUAUAUCAUGCUUGCGUAGAAAGUAAAAUGUAGUUCUGAAUUACUAAAUAAAGAAAUGGAAAAAAAUCUUCACUAUAA